Molecule: messenger RNA, 2512 nt
Organism: Amoebophrya sp. A120
Lineage: Eukaryota; Dinophyceae; Syndiniales; Amoebophryaceae
Source: the annotation of a GenBank genome assembly
CAGAUUCAUAGAGCGAGCUGAGCUUCUGACUCUUUUAGAAAAAGAUCCAGUGGUUAUUUCAGGUUUUUUCGUGUGCUUGUGAUCAGCAACCGAAGGCAGAAUCAAAAGCAUGAAGCAGGGUUCUGCUGCACGGCCGAGCGCUGCGAGCACGGCCUACCCGUCCUCGGCGUCGGCUUCGGAGACCGAAACGCUCGGUGAGAACUCGUCGUCGUCAAAACCGGGGUCGCAAUUUCUAACAGCGAGUGGCGGGGUCGCGGAAGCGAAUGGCCGGAAAGUUCGUCUCGUCGGGGAGUACGGCAAGGCGCCAUGGGAGCAGGACGGGCCAGACGACGAGGCCAGUGAAGAGCAACGGUUCCGGGCGCGCAGACGAAAGAAGAGUCCGUUUUUGGAAAAGUAUCGACCGCCGAGCGCCAGCAGCGCGGGGCGGGCGCCCACUCCCACGCUGAUGACCACUGCAGCUGUCCCGUUGAUGCAGCUCGCCCUUGAAGAUGUGCAGUACCUUUCCCGAAGAGCGGUCCAGCCAUCCAGAAGCCGACCGGCAACAGUACUACAGAACUCGUCUUGUUCUGUUCCACUGACCACAAGCAUAAGAGUUUUUCCCGAUUUCAUAAUCAUGAAUGUUGAAUUCAAGGUACGACAUGAUUCAUUUCCAUAACAGGCCGGCGGUGUCCUGAUGGGUAAUUUGUGGGGUCCAAAGACGGGAGGUGUGCUAGCGGAAACGGGCACGAGCUCCAGCUCCUCCUCGAGUUUCUUAGGCACAACCCUGACCGUACGACCGAAGAGUAGCACUGGCGUGCCACGAACGCGCAGGCGUGCCGCUGUCGCGCUGGGCGGCGCACUCGCAACAUACAACUACGCGGUUGCGUCAACAGCUCAGUCUGCGGCAGAAGACGAGGAUGGCCGGGACGGCUCACAGAAGGCGCGCACAACGAAAACAGGUGGGACACUGCGCCCCACGUCGGUGCAAGGUCUUUUUCUUGAUGGCAAUGGCAACUACGUGGCGCCAAAUAAGGCCGAGAUCGACACCGUCGAGUCCAAGCGGAAAUUGCUCCAUGUCGCGAGGAAACAGAAGUACGGGGAGCAAGUCGCGGCGCGAAGACGAUCGUUCUGGGCGCAGCCGAGCAGUCUUUCCCUGCCCGCCAGAGUAUCAGUGGCGCGCGAGAUGAGUGACCUGGAAAAGGUACUUCGUGUGUGUGCAAGAGGAAAAUUCAGCUUGAAGUUCUGCCUACUUACUUCUAUCUUAUGUUCUACCAGUUCUUGGAUUGCACAGAUUGACGUUAAUCAUGCUGGUUUCGCUUUCGUAUCGUGUGGUUCGAAAAUGUAGUGAAUUUUCUAUCGACAAAGGUCGGAACACCUACAUCGCCGCUGGACGACGUGGAUUUGGAUGGCCACGGCGUGGUCGCAGAGCGAGUCCGUAAGCAGCAGCAGAAGCAGCAAAAGCUGUUCAAUUUUGUGGAUGAAAAGAUGCAGAUGCAGCACCUCAAGAUUCGCAACUACGUGCCACCACCUAAGAAGUACACGACGAUAGCAACUUUUUGCCUAUCUAACUUCAUUGGUCUGUGCACAUCCAUAGUGCAGCCACAGCGCGCCGCGCGUCGCGUGUGAUGAGAAAAUCAAAUUCGUGUAUUUGCUAUGCAAGAUCGACUGCGAUAUGGAUGAGGAGCAAGACACAUCAAAACCAAAUAAAGGUAUCGCAACCUGCAGUCCGCGUUUGCAGACUUGAACAGCUUCGAGAAGAAGAUACACAACCGACGUAUACCACUGAUUACCAUCGAUCACUCGGCAUCCAGUAACGCAUCCACCACUGCCUCUACGCCCACGGAUGAGCUCGGAAAGUCGACGAUACACUCAGCCUCUUCGUCCUCGCAUCAGGGGUCGAAGGUAUAAAUGAUACUCGUAUUGGAAAUAGGUGGCUCAGGCAUAAUGAUGCAUCGGUGCUGCAUCCAUCGCGAUCCGGAAUCAUGGAUUGAUGGCGUAGAAAGAUGCAGCUCCUCGCUCGGUGUCGGUACGCAAAACCAUAUUAAGAUGCAAAAUUUUCUUUACGUUCCGUCAAUAUGCUUGUCAGGUCGACGCGUUUUCUGGCGGCUCCUCUUCGUCGUCGAAGAUGUCCGGUGCAGAGCCACCACUUCUCAGCUCCCCAUUGCUGAAGCGGAUCCUUGGUCUGACCAAGCGCCUGGCGCGACUUUGCGCCGACAAUCCGGAGAAGCAGACGCAGCAACUUCUGCUGAACAAGGGCGGCGUGGGCAGUCUGUUGCAUUCCCUGGGCAACAUCCUCGCCUUCGUGGACGCCGAGGAGCGGAAAUUUCCCUCGCCGACGCCGUUUCGCAAGCACUGUCCGGUGUUCGUGAACUACCUUGAUACGCUGCCGAAACUCAGCCGCACGGAGCGCAUCCUCACGCCGGCUGCGUUUGGCCAAGAGAACUUGUUCGAAUUCUUUCAGCAGAAACUAGGCCGCGAGCUAGACCACGUCAACGAGUUCCUCAACUCGGCAGCUACAACCGUGGCUGCGUGA